ACGAUUACAUAAUUCAGAGGAGUAAAUUGCUCUGAAAACAGCGAAACUAGGACUAAAGUUGUAAAAAUGGACCGUUGGGUUGGUCGCGUUGCGCUGGUUACCGGAAUGUCUUCUGGCAUCGGGCGGGCUAUUGCCAAGUCGCUUGUAUGUCAUGGAAUGAAAGUUGUGGGCUGUUCAAGGAAUAUGAAUCGGAUGAAGGAGCUUGUCGACAGUUUGGACUGUGAGAAGGGGUCACUGACGCCCAUUAUGUGUGACGUCAGCAAGGAAGGGCAGAUUCAAGCCAUGUUCGAACAGAUCCGGUCACAACUCGGGGGUGUCGAUGUUUGUGUGAACAACGCGGGCCUUAGCCAUGACGCCCCUCUGUUGACUGGUGCCACUGAACAGUGCAGAAAUAUGAUGGAGGUCCAUGAAGUUAGCAUCAACCCAACGGAGCAGCCGUAAUAUUCGGCGCUCUGUUAAAAGUUUUGACUAUGUGUUCAUAGUUCAACUCCAUUGGGACUACUACCAAAACUCAUCAUAAGAUUGUCUCAAUGAGACUGGGAAUUACAGUUUCUUUAAACUCAUGUCCCUUAAAGCAUUUGAAUACACUGAGGGAACACCCCAUAAUGUUACCUAUGGGUGCGGGCAGACCUUUAUAAACUCAAAAAAUAUUUAUACUUUGCUCAGUCAUUGUGUCUAUUUUUGUUUUGCAAAUGUUAUCAACUUUAUAUAAAAAAAUAUGUAUCCUUCCCUAGUCAUAUAUUCGGUGCCAUAUUUGAAGUCUCGACAAUGUUUACAUAUUUCGACGAGGUUAACUCAAGUGGGACUAUUCCUCAAGCUUCAAAAUGUAUUACAGUCACUUUUAUCUCAUGUCACUUUUGGCAUUUCGCGAGGGUAAAUACACUGAGGAGACGAACCUCAUAAUGCUAUUUAUGGGCGUUAGAAGAUCUUAAUAAACUCCAAAAUAACGUUUAUAUUUGGCCAAGUCACUGUGUCAUUUUAAUUGUAUAGACCUGACAAACGAAGUUCGAAGGGGGUAUAUUGGAAUCACUCUGUGGUCGGUCGGUCGGUCGGUCCGUUGGAAUUUUUCUUGUCCGCAUGGUAACUUGAAAACUACUGGAUGGAAUUUAACCAAAUUUCAUACAUUGAUAGAACAAAAUGAGAUGAAGUGCUAUGUACAAUAACCAUAACUCUGUUUGAGCUUAUUACAUGCAUCUAACUUAUUUAGAACAAUUUAUAAGUUAUUAGUAUAAUGCAAAACAGUUUAGUGUAUGCCUUUCCGUGAUUUUAUAGAGAAUUAUCAGUGCAAUAAAAUUGAUAUUUCACUAUUUCAAACAGUGUUAUGUUUACCGUUUCGAAAUUUAAGUCCCCUUUCAAUUAACUCACGCACAAAAUUAAACGUCAGCGUGCACAGAGCUGGGACACAAUUUAAAAACGUCAUUUCAGGUUACUUUCGCUCGUAGAAUAUGGCUUUUGGUGCUACCUCGGUGAAAUAUCUUGCGAUUGGGCGGUGAAAAAAAUGAGUCUAUUUGUUAACUAUACAGCCAUUUGGUAUUUUGAAAUAGAUUCCAAAAGCUGGAACCCUUCUCUAAAUGUUGAUAUUUGCUUAAAUAUCGUUUUUGAAGACCACAGUUUUCAUAAUAACGCUAAUGACCACUGAAUUACGACUUUGUUGUUGUGUGAUUGGUUGAUUGACAUUAUCACGUGAUGUUAUCAAUAUAUUAUUAAAAUGUCAGAAUAUC
Messenger RNA from Mya arenaria, 1721 nucleotides. RefSeq names its product dehydrogenase/reductase SDR family member 11-like. Bases 67 to 441 code for a protein of 124 amino acids. The record is from RefSeq and is a predicted model, not a curated record. Lineage: Eukaryota; Metazoa; Mollusca; Bivalvia; Myida; Myidae. The transcript is spliced from 4 exons.